CUCGGGUCCCUCAUUUCAACAACUUGUGGAAUCAAAAAAACUUAAGCUAUGGCAGCUGCUUCUCCAAUGGCAAGUCAAUUACUCAAGUCCAGCUUCACUAGACCUUUGGUCACACCUAAGGGACUUUGUGGCUCUUCACCACUUCAUCAAUUUACUUCUUCUAGAAGGCAAUUUAACUUCACUGUUAAAGCCAUCCAAUCUGAAAAGCCCACAUACCAAGUGAUUCAACCAAUCAACGGUGACCCAUUCAUUGGAAGCCUUGAAACUCCAGUCACAUCAAGCCCAUUGGUGGCAUGGUACCUCUCCAACCUACCAGCCUAUAGAACUGCAGUCAACCCACUACUUCGUGGCAUCGAAGUGGGCUUAGCUCAUGGGUUCCUCCUCGUAGGCCCAUUCGUGAAAGCCGGGCCUCUAAGGAACACCGAAUAUGCUGGAUCAGCGGGCUCUCUCGCAGCUGCCGGGCUUGUUGUUAUCCUUAGCCUUACCCUAACAAUCUACGGGAUUUCUUCCUUCAACGAAGGCGAUCCAUCGACCGCACCAUCAUUGACCUUAACGGGCCGUAAGAAGCAGCCCGAUCCGCUUCAAACAGCUGAUGGUUGGGCCAAGUUCACUGGUGGGUUUUUCUUUGGAGGCAUUUCUGGUGUUACUUGGGCUUACUUCCUUCUUUAUGUUUUGGAUCUUCCAUACUUUGUCAAGUAAAAAAAAAAUAAUUACUCUCUUAAUUUCUAAUGCUUUUGUGUGCUAAUGAGAUGAUGGAUGUACAUGUUGUAUUUUAUGAAUCUCAUUUUGUUACUACAAUGUUAAGUUAAAUACUCUCUUAUGUUUUUCA
Trifolium pratense (red clover) is the source of this 829-nucleotide messenger RNA. RefSeq names its product photosystem I reaction center subunit XI, chloroplastic. Gene Ontology annotation, cellular component: photosystem I; chloroplast thylakoid membrane; photosystem I reaction center. The transcript is spliced from 2 exons. Lineage: Eukaryota; Viridiplantae; Streptophyta; Magnoliopsida; Fabales; Fabaceae. Gene Ontology annotation, biological process: photosynthesis. The coding region runs from base 49 to 699 and encodes 216 amino acids. The record is from RefSeq and is a predicted model, not a curated record.